This is a messenger RNA of Didymella exigua CBS 183.55, 3153 nucleotides long. RefSeq names its product P-loop containing nucleoside triphosphate hydrolase protein. Gene Ontology annotation, biological process: translational elongation. The record is from RefSeq and is a predicted model, not a curated record. Gene Ontology annotation, molecular function: translation elongation factor activity; GTPase activity; GTP binding. NCBI's taxonomy places the organism in Eukaryota, Fungi, Ascomycota, Dothideomycetes, Pleosporales, Didymellaceae. The coding region runs from base 327 to 2972 and encodes 881 amino acids. The transcript is spliced from 2 exons.
CGCUAUCCAUUCAUUCUUUUGCGACAAACGAUAAUCAGAGCACAACUGAGACACAAUCCGAGACGCAGACAAUGUCUUUCACUGGCUAGUGAUUGCCGAGAGGCAGCCAGUCACACUUCUUAACGAGUUGUCAACCACUUCCAUCCGCGAAGUCUCACACAGCGCAAACAUCAUCAAGAUGCUUCCAUUAUUAUCAAAACUUUUCCGAACGCACUACUCACAUACAAACUCGAGAUCUUUACGGGCUUGACGUGGCAUAUGAGAGCGACAGUACAUGAACAGAACAAUCAACAUCAUAAACGACAAUAUAAGCAACUAUCCACGAUAUGGCCUCCAUCUUCACGUUCGAUCCUGACCCGCCGCGUGUAUCAUCGCCAUGGGCCACGCCUCCAGCUGGGACGGGAACGAACACUCCGGGCCAGCAAGCAGUCACACCUAUUCCUUCGAGACUCGGGCUCGAUGAUUGUCAGCAGUCGCUGCUAAGGAAUGAGAUUCCUAUCAUUGACAACACGACUGUUACGCGACUUGAGGCCGAGCCACAGGAGGGACCAACGGAGUACAAACUGCACCUUCUACUGAAACGACGAAGAUCGUUCACACGCUUUAGUACUGGACUUCGCGCUUCCGGAUCACUACGGCGUGGCGAUGGCACAAGCUCUAUCGCUGUAAAUCGCGCUGUAUCUGAGUCAGGGGCUUUGGGCAACACACCACCACCUUUGAUUUCCAUCCAGUCUAGACAGCAUCGGCUGGAACAGCUGACCACUCAACUGCUAUGGCGCCUGCAGCAAUCGUGUCCUUACCACUUCUCCUCAUCAACAGCGCCUCUUCUUCCACAUCUCCCGGACGACGCCAAGCUCACGACUCCCGAGAUGCCUCAACGGCUGCUGCCAGGCUUGGAAGAGAGCAAGGGUGCGCUAUACGAGAUUGGAGUCGCUGACGAUGGAUCUAUUGUCGGUCUAGCAGAGGAUGAGAUGGAGGAGAGUCUGAACAAUUUGCGCGCCAUGGCCGCAAGUCUCGGAUGUCGGGUUGAGGUGCAGCGCAUGUUGUGUGUUGGCGAGUGUGAGUGGCUGGAGCACAAUGGCACGAAAGAGCGUACGGUGCGCAAGUCGAAGCUGCUAGCUGCCGAAGCCUUGGUCAGCCCAGACCAACAUCUGGUGGACAGCUCCAAAGACACGCAGGAUACCACAAAGGAUGCUCCAGCGCAUGCUGCAGUUGUAGCGGCUGGAGUCAGCGAGACGCGGUCUAGUGUUGAGCAGCUGCGAGUAUCUCUCAUUGGUGCGACCAAGUCUGGGAAAUCUAGUCUAUUAGGCACUCUGUCCACAGCAACGCUCGAUAACGGACGUGGCAAGAGUCGCCUCAGUCUCCUGAAGCACCGACAUGAAAUCGCCUCCGGAAUGACUAGCUCUGUCACACAGGAGCUCAUUGGUUACCGCGAUGUAGUUGAGGCAGAUGGUGCGGUCUCAACACAAGUCAUCAGCUAUGGGUCUGGAGAUGUGGAUGCCUGGGUUGACAUUCACGCUGCUGUUGAGGCUGCGCAGGAGGGGCGUCUGGUUGUUCUGUCAGACUCUGCUGGACACCCUCGAUUCCGACGUACAACAGUCCGAGGCAUCAUUGGAUGGCAACCACAUUGGACGUUAGUCUGCGUACCGGCUGACAACACAGACGAGUCUUCUGGCAAGAUCGGUGCUUCAUCCACUUCGCAAGACAUACUGGGCCCCGCUGCUGCGGACCUCGACUUGUCUCAAGCUCAUCUUGAGCUCUGUCUGACUCUGGAGUUGCCCUUGGUGAUAGUUAUCACCAAGUACGACCUUGCUACCAAGGCUGGGCUACGACAGACUUUGUCUAACUUGCUGUCGGCUUUGAAAAAAGCCGGACGCAAGCCGUCCAUUAUAUCUGACCAGCCGACACCAGUGUUGGAAAUUGACAUCCAGCAGAUAUCCGCCGAUGAUCUUUACGAAGCCGAGAAGACGACACAGCAGCUGGCUAUAUCGCCUCUCUCUCUUGUGCCUAUAGUCUUAACCAGCGCCGUUAAGGGCACUGGGAUUACGAAACUGCACGCCUUCCUGCGACAGCUCCCUCUCCCGAUAUGUCUGGUAGAGACGCCUCUACCAGACAAGUCGCCCUCUCAUCUGUUCUACAUUGAGGAUGUCUACAGUGUCCGAGCCAAUGCAUCUUCAGACCGGUCUGCCAUCAUAGGCGGCUUUCUGCGUCACGGGAGACUGACAGUUGGCGAAGAGCUACUACUUGGGCCGUACCCAAUCGAUACAAGCUCAGAUGACAGCGACAGCGGAAGUGGGAGACCGCUGCGUCAAUCACCGUUGACGACCUCGAGAUCUUACCCGGGCGCUCUGAACAAGAGGAAUACGCCCCUGCGUGAUCGACACGUCGAGUGGCGACGAGUACGCAUUACAUCGCUGCGCAAUUUGCGUUUACCAGUGCGAGCGCUCUAUGCAGGCCAACUUGGUACGAUAGCGGUGGAGCUUGUCGACAUUCCCGUCAUCAGCCCGUCAAUCGAUCGCAUCAGGAAAGGGAUGGUUCUGGCUGAUAGACAACCUCUGGCAUCCAGAAUGAUGACAGUCUGCUUCGAGGGUUCUCAGGCAAGCGGUGCUGCCAGCCUCGCUGUUGGGAGCGCAAUUGUCGUCUACGUUGCCAGUGUCCGAGCCCCGUCAAAGGUUAUCUCGGUCUCUGCUGAGCCUGGUCUUUCGCUUGAGAGCCCGGACCAGGAUGACGAUGAGAAUGCAUUCGGGUUUGGUGGGUUUGAUGACGAUGCUGAUGAGCAGCCUGCUGCCGCAUCGCCGGCUGCAGUCAGAGUUAGGUUCCAAUUCACCGGAUCUAAGGAGUUCAUUGAGCAAGGCGCCAAAGUACUGGUCAUGUCCGGCGGUGGUCCGAUGCCAGCUAGCGGCACUGAGAAGGGCGCAAAAGGGGUGACGGGCUUCGAGGGCUUCGUUGGUUAUGCUGUCGAGCAACACUGAUUUAGGUUUGAUUUUUGUGCGCUGUCUCUGCGCGAGUUCUGCAUCGUCCUUUUGAUCUUCUGUUCUGUUUCGAGUUAUUCAACAUAUCAUUUCUCUCCUGGACCAGCUUCUCGUGCAUUUAGAGAGGCGUGAACGAAAUUUGCAUUGUAAUGAUAUGACGAUCUUCCAAGGCAAAUAUGGU